AUGUAUAGUGUUUUUUGGUCGUGUUUGUCCAAUUGCAACUAUUAUUGCCAGCAGUCCAUCACUAAUCAGCGUGCACAAGAGAAACUUCCCAUGGUACAAUUUUAUGGCAAAUGGCCCUUUCGACGCAUUAUGGGUAUACAGGAACUUGCCCUGGUUGUAUUUAGCUUGGGCAAUCUCUGGGUCAACUGGACCAAUUUGAAGAUGAUUACUAGGCAAUACAAAAAGAAUAGCAACAACAAUACCAGCACCACCAGUUUAACCACAAGCACCACCACCAGCAGCUAUCCAAACAAUGGCAAGAGCAACAAGGGUUUAGGUGCAUACACCAAUAACCAUUACCUUGGAAAACAUGAGGAAGUUAGGGUGAUGUACUGGCAGUAUAUGGUGCUUUUAGCAGUGAGUUGCAUGGGGUGGAUAUUUAGCAUGAUUUUCCACACCUAUGAUAUUGGUGUGACGGAAACGUUGGACUACAUUGGAGCCUUUGCCAUUAUCUUGGCCAACUUAAAUGUCAUCACGGUAAGAGUUUUCCACUUGAACCACAAAAAGAAUUGGAGCAAACUUUUGAUAUGGCAAGGAGGAUUAUUGAUCUUAUACACAUAUCACGUUAUUCGACUAUACAUGCACUGGGACUAUGCGUACAAUAUGCAAAUCAACAUGAUUAUGGGGUUCAGUGCUAUGAUCCUUUGGAUAGUACAUUCCUUACAAGUUGCGCGCAAGUAUAGAGCCAACUUUGUUAUAUACAACAACUCGAUCCAACUAUUGCCUUAUGAAACAAAAAUUCUUGCCAAGUUGCACUAUUUGCGCAUUUCCAAGCUGUGGUUGAUCCCAUAUAUCCCCAUCAUCAAUAAUUGUAUAUUAGUAUGUGGUAUCCUUCUUGAAGUGAAUGACUUUGAGCCAUGGUGGCGUUUGGUUGACGCACACUCCUUAUGGCAUUUAUUGACCAUAUUCCCCAAUUUGAUUUGGUUUGAUUGGAAUGUGUGGGACAUUGAAAUGACAAAAUUGUUGGAUUAA
Molecule: messenger RNA, 1011 nt
Organism: Lodderomyces elongisporus
Lineage: Eukaryota; Fungi; Ascomycota; Pichiomycetes; Serinales; Debaryomycetaceae
Exons: 1
Coding region: 1-1011 (336 amino acids)
Biological process (GO): GPI anchor biosynthetic process
Cellular component (GO): endoplasmic reticulum membrane
Molecular function (GO): hydrolase activity, acting on ester bonds
Source: RefSeq, a predicted model, not a curated record